AUGACGCUGUGGCGCUUCAUCACAACAACAGCAGUCGUGAUCCUCCCCAGCGCCUUCCACGCCCUUACAUCACCUUCCCCUCUCCCGAUUCUCCACUCCGCCACCACCACAUCGACAUGCAAACGCAAUCACCAUUUUCAACCUCGACAGUCCCAAGGACAACACGAUGACCGGCAAGCGAGACAUCCAAAAUGCAAUUCUCAAUAUCUUUCCUCUAUCUUGCACACCCUCAACACGCCUGUGACCGUCGAGAACGUGACCCCUGUCCCUGCGAACGGCUUCUACGGUGAAGGAGCCUCCGACCCUGCAUACCCAGUGAACCCCACCAAUCUCCCUCCGCUAUGCGCCGUCACCUUCCAAAUCGAUCACUCCACCACGGCGAGCUACCGUUUUGGACUGUUCUUACCUGAUAAGCUCCCUUCGACAAAGAGGUUGCUCGUGGUGGGAAAUGGGGGCUUCUCCGGUGGUAUCAACUGGCUUGACAUGGCAGUAGGUCCCCACCACGGCAUGGCCGCCCUCUCGACCGACACCGGUCACAAUUCAACUGCCCUCGAGACCUCCUGGGCAAACGGCCACUCCGAGAAGAAGGAACUCUGGGGCUGGAGAGCCAUGCAUCGUUCCGUUGUUUUGGGCAAACAGAUCUUUCAAGAAUAUUACCAACAGCCUAAACAUGACAAACUCUGGAUAUACUACAGCGGUUGUUCGACCGGCGGCCGGCAGGGAUUGCGAGAGCUACAGGAAUUCCCCGAUAGCUUCGAUGGCGCACUAAUCGGGGCCCCUGCCUGGUGGACAGCAAGGCUGAACCCGUUCUUGAUGCAGAUAGGCUUGUACAACCUGCCUGCUGACGACUCCAACCCGUACCAUAUUCCAUUGAACAAGUUCUCGUUACUGCUCGAAGAGGUCAUGAGACAGUGUGACGAUGUGGAUGGCGUACAGGAUGGCAUUGUCAGCAGUCCUGAGAAAUGCGAGUUUGAUCUUGGAACCUUGGUUUGCUCAGAGUUUGGGACAAACAUCAGUAAUUGCCUGACUGCAGAGCAGGCAGAGACAGCUAGGAAGGUCUAUGAAGGGUGGCUAUCCGAGGAUGGGGAGUUGCUGUACCCUGGUUUGACACUCAGCUCUGAGAAUCAGUGGUCGAUCUUGUUGGGUGGGACGGUACCGAGCCCGUAUGGCCUGGGGUAUGUUAGAGACUUUCUGCUUGAUAAUGACGACAAGGAGUUGGAUUGGACUGGUACCUCAAAGCUUGGGAAGGAUAUUAUCGACAAGGCACAAAGACUGGAUCCUGGUCAUUCUUCAGCUAUCCAGUACGACAUCUCCAACUUCAAGGACAGAGGUGGCAAGGUAAUCUUGUAUCAUGGUUUGGCAGAUGGCCUGGUACCGGAGAAGGGGUCCUGGUGGUACUAUAACAAGACCAUUGACACCUUUGGGGGCGACUUGGAUGGGGUACGUGAGUUCAUUCGGUAUUUCCAAAUUCCUGGCAUGGGACACUGUUUUUCAACACCGGAUUGCAAGCCGAAUGCACCAUGGAAUAUUGGAGGCGCUUUUCAGGCAGGACUUAUGGGGAGCGAUACUUGGUCCGUACCGGGGUUUGAGGAUGUCGACCAUGAUGCUUUGUUGGCACUGAUGGCGUGGACCGAGGAGGGGAAGGCGGUCGACAAGCUUGUUGCCACGACUUGGCAUCGGCCAACUGACUCAAACACGGGCGUGUUCAUUCAACGACCCAUAUGCCCUUGGCCAGAGAAGGCUGCUUACGACGGGGUUGGUGAUGUGAAUGAGGCUGGGAGUUGGGAGUGUGCUAUGGAAAAGGUGGAGCUGGUGUCGGAAUGGCAAAGGCGGGUGUAG
Molecule: messenger RNA, 1839 nt
Organism: Podospora anserina S mat+
Lineage: Eukaryota; Fungi; Ascomycota; Sordariomycetes; Sordariales; Podosporaceae
Exons: 2
Coding region: 1-1839 (612 amino acids)
Source: RefSeq, a predicted model, not a curated record